UUACACUGGGGAGCCAAGCAUGGAAAGAAAGAAAUGAUCAGAAUGGCAGUGGAUAAAGGUCUUGAUGUCAACAUUAGAUCGCAAGGGGGAUACACACCUCUUCAUGUUGCAGCGAUGCACAACAAGGAAGCCAUCAUGCAGUUCCUUGUAUCAGAGUACCAUGCGGACAUCAACAAGCGAGACUUCAGCGGCCGCAAGCCCCGGCACUACCUCCAGAGUUCUUCCUCCAACUACAUCAAACAAAUGAUGUUUGGACAGUCCACAGCGGAAGUAAUCCAACCCCACACCCUCGCGUCACUGGCUGAACCAAAGCAAGAAGAGAAGCGUCAUUCCAAGAUAGGCUCCCUCCUACGCUCUUCCUUCAGGCAUUCCUUCAGACUUUGGGGAUCAGCGGAGAAUCUAGAAGACAAAGAUCACAAGAGGGAUAGGACGCCCCCUGUGACCCCGCCCCCUUCACCCAAGAGCAGACCAAAGAAUAGUGUCAAUUAUAGCCAGUCUUUGUUGAUGCCCCCUCCCUCAGGUUACACUGUACCAAACAGGAGUAGAAAAUUAAGGAGUUCAUCAGAUAAAGACAGAUCUGAGACGAUGAGAAAAAGUGAAUCUGAUCCCGAUAUGAUUGUGGAGACCACACCUACUACCUACGUCUGAGCUGGUUAUCAGAAUAACAAAGGCCCGGUGCACACUUUAAACAAUGUUGAACAAAAUUAUUAAAAUCCAUAUUUUAUUGUUCGAAAUAGACAUGAAAUGAAAUACUCCAAAAAUUUGCUUUGCCCAAUUGAUCUUGGGCCCGGCAGCCGCUGUGCAGCACCAGAUCUACGAGGCUUCAUCCCUUUAAUCGUUGAACGCCAAUCAGGGUAGCAGCAACUCCCAUCUUUUAAUGUCUUUUGGUCUGACGCGGCCAGGGUUUGAACCCCCGACCUCCCGGUUGUGAGACGGACGCUCUACCAACUGAACCAACACACCGGUGAACGAAUUUAAAAGCUUAUUUCAUUAAAUGUGAAAGUUCCAAGAAGUGAUAUUAUUUUAUUUGAAGUUCGGUAUAAUGCUAGGAAAUCUUCGACCAGAAUUCUGUUGUUUUUGCUGCAAGCCUUCUGGUCAGAGUAAAGUUCAAUUCAGCUUCCAGUCGCAGCCAAUGAUGUCUUCAUUACAUUUUGGAAUUGAAUUUGCUUUUAUUCCUCCAGGGAGGCUAGAAUUGGACUGGAAUUCUGAUUACAGUACUUGUAUCACUAUUUGGAACUUUGAUCGUGAAAGUUUUAUGGGUUGGAAUGUUCAUAUCAAAUGCUAUUACAAUUUCUUUGAAAACUGGAUCACAAUUGAUCGUGUAGUGUGCCCUGAGCUUAUCAUCAGGGAAUAUUUAAAAGCUUAUCACUAGACAGGCUGAAAUACAAGCAUAUACUACUUAAUAUUUAUAAUUAGUAAUAGAUAUCUUAUAUGUAUAUUACAGUGAAUAUAUUUUCCCCAUCCCCUGUACAUUAUUUUAGAUAUAGUGGCGAAUCAUUAUCUUAAAUAUUUUUGUAUUUAUCUAAAGGUGAUUGAUAUUACAUUCCAUUAAAUUUAAAAAUUAAAAAAAGUUUUCAGCUUGUUUAAUGUGGGCAUGAGAAACCUUUGACGUAAGUACACACACACUUCCAUGUGAAGUCAAUAGAUUUAAUAUAUGAAUCUGUAACUGUACAAAGUGAACAAGAAGAAGACACCUAUUUCAUAAUAAUGCCAUGGUUUGAUUAUACAUCCAUUUGAAUUUGUAAUUUACACAGCUCUCUUGUUCUUUAGGUAUCUUAAACAAAUGAUUUGAGCAGUUCUGCUUAAAGGGGAAGUUUACCCUGAUGAUUACCUGCAAUGCGGAAAAAAAAUAGAGAAAAAUAUUAGUGAAGGUUUGAUAAUAAAAGUUUUAUUUUGUGAUGGCGUGUACUUGUAUCUCAUCCUUUAAAUGCUAUUUUCUCCCCCACCAAAAAAUAAAAUAGAAAGUGAUUUUAUUCGUGGGGCUGAUAUAUAUCCAGAUACAUCAUUUCAUACCCCCUUCUAUAAGAAAAUUAUUUUCAUUCUUGUUCAUUAAAUGAAAAAUAGAAGUCAUCUUACAUGAUAUAUGGGGAAGCUGCUUGCAUAUGACGUCCAAUUCAACCAUUUAUAACUUUCUUAUUCUUUAAUGGAUUUUCAUCAAACCUUCAAUAUUUUUCUCUAAUUUGUCUCCUUCAUCAAAACCGAUUUAUCCCUAGGACCUACUUCCCCUUCAAGUGAAUUCAUUUUGGUGAAAUAUGAAAAAGGCUCCAAGUAUUCAAGACUACAUGAGUCUGAUAAAGGGAAAGAACAUUAAACCUUAAAUAUUUUGUAAGGAAGAAGGUCAGAGAUUGUGAGCAACGUUUUUAAAUGAAACCUUAUUUAUUUAAUGCGUUGGCAUGUUAACCAAAUCUUGUGUAUUUUUUAAAAGAACAUGUGAUUGAGCGAUGAAUAUAUAAAUUGAUGGGUUUUCUAUUGUAAUAUAGUUAUCUACAUAGACAUUGCUUUACAUAGACACCCAAAUCACCAGUCCUUACUGAUAUCAAUCAAACUCAUAAACUGAUAUGAUAUAACAUGUCUGUUCAAGCAUGCUGUAAUAUUACGAAUAGACACUAGUGUGUGAUGUCACAUUUUUUAAAUUCUGUAAAAUUGCAUGAAUUAGAAUAUUUGCUUUUUGGGGUUGAACAACACCUUGAAUACCGAGAUAUUAAUGUCAAAGGAACCAAUAAAGAAACAAGUAAUCAUAGGCGCAGUUAGCUCGCAAAGCUAAAUGCACAGACAUACAUGGCCAUGCAAUGGUACAUUUGGGACAGUACAUUGGAAAUGGUAAGAAAUUUGCAUGUUUAAGCUUCCAUACAAGCUGAUUGAUGAUCCUCUUUAAUCCUCUGUAAGACAUUGUAGGUCAUACUAAAGUCAACUUGACAUACAUGUUGAACUGCCAAAAAUUUCCUGUAUGGUACAUGUAGCUAUUUAGUGCUUAAAAAUAACAGUAAAUAAUACAAUUUAUAUGAAUAGAUUAAACAUUUUAAACAUUGGUUGAUCAGGGUUCCAUCUUACUCUUGUUAAGAUCGAUGAUCUUCCAGGUAUUUGUAAAGAGAUAUUGCCAUUAAAUUCAAUAUGUACAAAUU
Messenger RNA from Lytechinus pictus (painted urchin), 3122 nucleotides. RefSeq names its product ankyrin repeat domain-containing protein SOWAHB-like. The record is from RefSeq and is a predicted model, not a curated record. The transcript has 8 exons. Gene Ontology annotation, molecular function: protein binding. Lineage: Eukaryota; Metazoa; Echinodermata; Echinoidea; Temnopleuroida; Toxopneustidae. The coding region runs from base 34 to 648 and encodes 204 amino acids.